AAGUUUCAGCUUUCCUCUCCACGUGUUACCUCCACUGCAGCACCUAUGCUUCUGAGCCGUGAUGGCUGUUUGCGUGGUGUCCUCCAUUCAUCCUAGCAGUACAAUAAGGACGCAACGGCCAAGUCAUGCCACAAUAGCUUAAACUGAUAUACGGCAUGCUGAACCACCAAUGCAACUUCAGCACUGCGCCGCCGAUAGUGCAACUUGAAGGAGGAAUAUCGUUCGGAAAUAUGAGACUACCUAUGCAUAAGCAUCCAGGAAACCGCAGGUAUGGUAUGGAGCUCCAGGCUUGCGAUGUUCCCUAUCCACAUUCCUGCCAUGUAGCGGCGAAUAUCGAUGGGCUAAGGUACGAAGCAACAUACCCACGUGGGGUGCAUCUUCUGCUGCUAGUGAGCGGGCUUCACGAGGUCGCUGUGAACGAAGAGCAUUGUGAUGAGCUAGUAGCGCUGUUGCCGCCAUCUUGAUAAUACUUGUCGUUUUCAGCCUCGACAGAUUCGGUAGUAUCAAGCCAUGCGUCACAGCAGCAGAGCCCAGUGGUGAUGGUGAUCACAGUGAUGACCUUACGCAUCUUCGGCGGCGGCACCGUAUAGGUUUUAGAGAGGAGACUCCCAACAGGAGAGCUCAAUGCUGUCAGGUAUAUGGCAUGCGCACGUAUGGUGGUAAUUGGCCCCAAAAUAUCUGCAGUGUCUCAUGUCCAUAUUCGCAGUGUCGGCAUUU
This is a messenger RNA of Baudoinia panamericana UAMH 10762, 717 nucleotides long. RefSeq lists its product as uncharacterized. Lineage: Eukaryota; Fungi; Ascomycota; Dothideomycetes; Mycosphaerellales; Teratosphaeriaceae. The record is from RefSeq and is a predicted model, not a curated record. The coding region runs from base 156 to 464 and encodes 102 amino acids. The transcript has a single exon.